Molecule: messenger RNA, 4014 nt
Organism: Brassicogethes aeneus
Lineage: Eukaryota; Metazoa; Arthropoda; Insecta; Coleoptera; Nitidulidae
Source: the annotation of a GenBank genome assembly
AUGUUUUUUAUUUUUUUCAGUUUUGGCAAAAGAACUGGUGGCAGUGCGAGAAGGCAAAAUGAAUGUUUUGUUUUGGAACCCUCUGAGAUGAUCAUUAUUGAUUAUCCAGAUAUAGAGCAGAGCAGAAGACUACAGAAUUCUCCACUAAUGGAUCAUCAACAACAUCGCCCUAUCAAUAUUAUGUUCGAUGAUGCCUACAUGGCAAACCAGCUGGUAUCUCGAAACCAGCAGCCAGGCAGCAAUUUGUACCACAAGUGCUCACGAGGAUCUCACUCUUCCGACACUAGUUCCGCUUACAGCGGAUCUGACACGAUGGCAUCCAAUCACAGCGAGUUGGACGGUGAAGAGCUAGACCUCACGGGUCUGGUGGAGUCCGUGGUGGACAGCGACGAGGACGAAGAUCUGGCAGAAAGCAUGGACAGCCUCACGGUGCGAGACAGGAUUCGCGACUGCCUCGAAAAAGAGCCCAACGACAGGAACGAGGAGGACAUCGAGGCGCUGCUCGAGUUCACGCAGCACCUCAAAGCGUUCACCAACAUGACGCUUUCCGUGCGCAGGGACCUCUGCCAGGUGAUGGUGUUCGCGGUGGUGGAGAAGGUCGGCACCACCGUGAUGCACGACUGCGAGGAGCUGGACUCGUGGUCGGUUCUGGUGAACGGCUCCGUCGAGAUACAGAUUCCCGGCGAGGAGAACCAGAUUUUGACGGUGGGCGACGCGUUCGGCAUCCUGCCCACCAUGGACAAGCUGUAUCACAAAGGUGUGAUGCUGACGCAGUGCGACGACUGCCAGUUCGUCUGCAUCACGCAGACUGACUAUUACAGAAUCCUCCACGAAGGCGAAGAAAACACCCGAAAGCACAAAAACGAAUCGGGCCAGGUGGAAAUGGUGACCGAACUAAGAGGCGGCCCGAUGGAGAACGGCAACCGUCGCGGCCACGUGGUCAUAAGAGCCACCUCCGAACGGCUAAUGACGCAACUAAUAGAGGAAAACUCUCUCACCGACCCCACGUACGUGGAAGAUUUCCUAUUGACGCACCGCACUUUCAUCCACGGGCCGUUGAACGUGGCCAACCAGCUGCUGGAGUGGUUCAAGGACCCCGAGGUGAGGGAUCGCGUGACGCGGGUGGUUUUGCUGUGGGUUAACAACCACUUUACGGACUUCGAGACCGACCCCGACAUGAUAGAGUUUUUGGAGACUUUCGAGCUGGGUCUGGAGAACGAGAAGAUGGUGGGGCAGUUGCGGUUGCUGAACAUCGCCUGCGCCGCCAAAGCGAGGAUAAGGAAUGUUACCUUGGCGCGCCCGAACAGAGACGAACCUCUGAACUUCCAAAUUCUGGGCGGGUACGAGCGGAACUUCGGCAUCUUCAUCUCCAAGGUGGACAAAAAGUCCAAAGCUGAAGACGUGGGUCUCAAACGGGGAGAUCAAAUCGUGGAGGUGAACGGGCAGUCUUUCGAGCACGUCAGCCACGCCAAAGCGUUGGAGAUUUUGCGUGGCACCACGCAUCUCUCCAUCGCGGUGAAAUCCAACCUGCUGCACUUCAAGGAGAUGCUCACGAGCCCCGAUAACUCUCCCAGGCCCAGGGGAAGGAAGUCGGAGAUUUGCAAGCUGCCGCCGGACCCGAGGAGCCGGCUCAGCAGCGUGGACGGGAACAUUAUUUUGGGGCACGACUCUCCCGCCAGUCAGCCGGUCACCAUCAGUAGCCCGCAGAAGGAGAAGAAGCAGAUUUUCAUGACGAUGGGGCCGAAGAGGCGGCUCCAGAAGGCCUUGAUGAAGAUGAAUAUUCUGCCCAAGAACAUGAUCAACCACGCCUUGGGUUCGGACGUGGUCGACCACCACGCGCCCCCUCCAUCAUCGGGCCCCCUUGGGGGCGCCUGCAACGCCUACCAAUCGCAAUCGAACCCCGACCUGAUGUCCUUGUGCUACGAGGAGGCGGGCAGAUGCGCGGAUUACCCCGAGCACGUCUUAAAGGUCUUCAAACCCGACCAAACGUACAAAUAUCUCCUCGUCAACAAGGAAACCACCGCGCACGAGGUCGUCAUGCUGGCGUUGAGGGAGUUUGGCAUCACCGAUCCCAGCAGCAACUACAGCUUGUGCGAGGUGUCGGUGACGGACGUGAAAGCGCAGGCGAUAAGGCAGAAGAGGCUGCCGGACCAGCUGCAAAAUUUGGCCGAGAGGAUCGGAUUGAGCAGCAGAUAUUAUUUGAAGACGAACGGAGUCACGGAGACUCUGGUACCCGACGAGUUGGCGCCCGAAUUGGUGCGCGAAAGCGACGUGCACUUUUUGCAGCUGAACGCUGUCGAAGUGGCGAUACAACUGACGUUGCAGGACUUUAGCAUAUUCAGACAAAUCGAACCGACAGAGUACAUUGACGAGUUAUUCGAGCUGAAAUCGAAAUACGGCACCCCGAUGCUGGUGCAGUUCGCCUCGCUGGUGAACAAGGAGAUGUUCUGGGUGGUGAGCGAGGUGUGCGCAGAGCAAAACCCGGUGCGCAGGAUGAAGAUCAUCAAGCAGUUCAUCAAAGUGGCCAGGCAGUGCAAAGAGUGCAAAAACUUCAACUCGAUGUUCGCGAUCAUCAGCGGGUUGGGGCACGGGGCGGUGUCCCGCUUGAGGCAGAGCUGGGACAAACUGCCCGGGAAAUAUCAGCGGGUUUUCAGCGAUUUGCAGCAGUUAAUGGAUCCGUCGAGGAACAUGAGCAAAUACAGGCAGCUAAUCAGCGCCGAACAAACGCAACCACCGAUUAUUCCUUUCUACCCGGUGGUAAAAAAAGACCUGACGUUCAUACACUUGGGCAACGACUCCAAAAUGGACGGUCUGAUAAAUUUCGAGAAGCUGCGCAUGAUCGCCAAAGAGGUGCGUUCUCUGAGCAACAUGUGCAGCAGCCCCUACGAUUUACUGACCAUGCUGGAGCUGGGCGGGCAGCCCGCCAGCAACGCGAUGGUGGCCUUGAACCAGCUCACCACCGCCUCCUCCAACUACCUGACGCAAGGCCAGUCGACGGUGAAGCGGCGCAAGAAAUCCACCGCCGCCCCCAAUCCGAAGAAGAUGUUCGAGGAAUCGCAGAUGGUAAGGCGCGUCAAGGCCUACCUGAACAAUUUGCAGGUGGAAACGGACGAGUCGAAGUUGCACGAGAUGUCGCUAGAGUGCGAGGCUGCUGCCGCGCCCUCUAGCGGCGGAGGCGGCUCCAGCACGUCCGGAAGUCAACGAGGGAAGAGGCACGCCUCGCCGGCGCCCUCCACCACCAGCUCCACGAGCAGCGCGAGCGACGAGCGAAAACCGACGGCCAAAUUCGGCUCUGCCUCGCCCCAGGCCGUGAGAAAGUUGCUGGCGCUCUCGGAGCCCAGCAAGGCGCGGCCGCACCAGCCUAGAGCGCCCCCAAGCGGUCUGGCCACGAUACCCGGCUCGCAGCCCAGCCCCAACGUCAGGCGGGCGCCCAGCGCCACAGGUAGCUACAGUAGCUAUGGUUCCGGACACAGUUCCGGUUCGUCCGGACGUCCUGUUCACGAACGGUCUCAUUCCGAUACCCCGACGCCACUGCCGUCCGUCGCAUUAUCAGCGGAAAGCAGUAGCGUCACAUCCUUGAGCAAUUUACCUUUAAGAAAAACCCUCACCUCCGGUUCUGUGACAUCUUCGGAUUCGGGCCAUAGCACCAUAAGUCAGGUGACCACAAGCAGUGUCGAUGGUCACACCUACCAGCCUAGGUGUAACAGUCCGACGCAAAACAGGCUGCCCCCCGUCAUGGGCUGGUUUCCCCCUCGUACUGGCGCUAUCCCCCCCUACCCCCACGCUGUCGCCGUCUUGCCCCCUUUACCCCACGCUUCUUCUUCCUCCACUUUGCGUAGCAACAACGGUCCGAGCAGACGGCAACCUCCGACGUACAGCGUUGCCGCUCAGAUGGCAAAACUGCAACGCCUGGGCAGAGCUCAUUCGCACGAAGGCGUUACGCAGGGCUACCACUACCAUAACGAUCCGGACACCGAUCAAGAUGACGAGGAGACCCAAGUGUCGGCUGUGUAA